CCAGUCGCCCACAGUACGCCGCACGCAGUCCUCGCAGCUGGGUCGUGGGUGUAGUCGCGUAGCCAGGGGGAGUUAUUAGCGUUUAGCCGGACUAUUCUUCAGCCAUCAUGAAGCGGUUGUGGAUACUGGGGCUGCUUUGCGCUCUUCUGGCAUUCACGUCGGUCAGAGCAGAGGACGAGCCCGACAUUGAUGGGACGGUGGAUGAAGACCUGGGCAAAAGCAGAGACGGGUCCCGAACGGAUGAUGAAAUUGUCCAGAGGGAAGAGGAAGCCAUCCAACUGGACGGCCUGAAUGCGGCUCAGAUAAAGGAGAUCCGGGAGAAAUCGGAAAAGCACGCCUUCCAAGCUGAAGUGAACAGAAUGAUGAAGCUGAUCAUCAACUCUCUGUAUAAGAACAAAGAGAUCUUCCUGAGGGAACUGAUCUCCAACGCUUCCGACGCCCUGGAUAAGAUCCGGUUGCUUUCUCUAACCAAUGACGACGCGCUUGCUGGUAACGAGGAGCUGACUGUUAAAAUCAAGGCCGACAAGGAGAAGAACAUGCUCCACAUUACUGACACCGGCGUCGGCAUGACCAAAGACGACCUGGUAAAGAACCUAGGCACCAUCGCGAAGUCCGGCACCAGCGAGUUCCUCAGCAAGAUGACGGAUAUGCAGACGGAGGGGCAGUCCACCACCGAGCUGAUUGGCCAGUUCGGCGUGGGCUUCUAUUCCUCCUUCCUGGUGGCCGACAAGGUCAUCGUGGCGUCCAAGCACAACAACGGCACCCAGCACAUCUGGGAGUCCGACUCCAACCAGUUCUCUGUCAUCGAGGACCCCCGUGGGGAUACCCUGGGCCGAGGCACCACCGUCACUUUGGUCAUGAAGGAAGAGGCGUCAGACUUCUUGGAGUUGGAAACCAUCAAGCAGCUUGUCAAAAAAUAUUCCCAGUUCAUCAACUUCCCCAUCUACGUAUGGAGCAGCAAGACUGAGACGGUAGAAGAACCUAUUGAGGAGGAGGAUGCAGAGGCAGAGAAGAAGGAUGAAGAUGCCACAGAGGAGGAGGCUGAGGUGGAGGAAGAGGAUGAAGACAAGGACAAGCCAAAGACCAAGAAGGUGGAGAAGACUGUGUGGGACUGGGAGCUGAUGAACGACAUCAAACCGAUCUGGCAGCGGCCGGCCAAAGAGGUGGAGGAGGAUGAGUACAAGGCCUUCUACAAGACCUUCGCCAGGGACUCUGAUGAACCCCAGGCCCACAUCCACUUCACCGCAGAAGGUGAAGUCACCUUCAAGUCCAUCCUCUUCAUUCCAGCCUCCGCACCCAGAGGUCUGUUUGACGAAUACGGCACGAAGAAGAAUGACUUCAUCAAGCUAUUUGUUCGUAGAGUGUUCAUCACUGACGACUUCCAUGACAUGAUGCCAAAAUACCUGAACUUUGUCAAGGGUGUGGUCGACUCUGAUGACCUUCCUUUGAAUGUAUCAAGAGAAACUCUUCAGCAACACAAGCUGCUGAAGGUCAUCCGUAAGAAGCUGGUCCGUAAGACCCUGGACAUGAUCAAGAAGAUCGCUGAGGAGCACUACAACGACAAGUUCUGGAAGGAGUUCGGCACCAAUAUCAAGCUGGGCGUGAUCGAGGACCACUCCAACCGGACCCGUCUGGCCAAGCUGCUGCGCUUCCAGACCUCCCACGGUGAGACGGGCAUAACCAGCCUGGAGCAAUACGUGGAGCGCAUGAAGGAGAAGCAGGACAAGAUCUACUUCAUGGCUGGCACCAGCAGGAAGGAGGCCGAGGCCUCCCCCUUCGUAGAGAGGCUUCUGAAGAAGGGCUAUGAGGUGAUUUACCUGACGGAGCCUGUGGAUGAGUACUGCAUUCAGGCUCUGCCAGAGUUCGAUGGCAAGCGCUUCCAGAACGUAGCCAAGGAGGGGGUGAAGUUUGACGAGAGCGAGAAGGCCAAGGAGAAGAGGGAGGCCCUGGAGAAGGAAUUCGAACCCCUGACCACCUGGAUGAAGGAGAAGGCCCUGAAAGACAUGAUUGAGAAGGCUGUGCUGUCCCAGAGGUUGACCAAUUCCCCCUGCGCUCUGGUAGCCAGCCAGUACGGCUGGUCAGGAAACAUGGAGAGGAUCAUGAAGGCACAGGCCUACCAGACAGGAAAAGACGUCUCCACAAGUUAUUACGCAGGCCAGAAGAAGACCUUGGAGAUCAACCCGAAACAUCCUCUCAUCAAGGAGAUGCUGAAGAGAGUAAAUACUGACGCGGAGGACCAGACCGCUGGGGACCUGGCUGUCGUCCUGCUUGAGACGGCCACCCUGCGCUCCGGCUACCAGCUGUCCGACACCAAGGCUUACGGAGAACGGAUAGAGCGGAUGCUCCGACUCAGCAUGAACGUGGAUCUUGAGGAACAGGUGGAGGAGGAGCCCGAAGAAGAACCAGAGGAGCAGGCAGAGGAGGAAACGGAGGGUGAGGAGGAAAUUCAGGCAGAGGAAGACAAGGACGAGCGUGCCAGUACAAAAAUUGAACUGUGAAGGACAUGGAGAGAAGGGCUGGAGGGGAUGGGGCUUGAUGACUGAAUCGUGGGGAUGGAGUUUAGACUGGUGUCAUGGUGGACGGACCAUCUUGACCAUGGAUGUAUUAUAGUAGAACUGGAUACCGGAUCUAAAAAAUGGCGCCUGUUCAUUCCGAUGAGAAUUGCUUGCCUGGCACAUAUGCCGAAAAAGUUUCUGGCUUCCGGGUUACUUCCGGAUACAUGGGGCCCGCUGAAUAUGUGCAUUAGUGUUAUCCCAUCAUACCUCUAGGCUGUGAGAACGGCUCGUACACAGCCGUGCUGUCAUGUGGGGUUUUUUCAAUGCAAUACCGGGAGUGACCACUGGAAAAAAAUUGCUGCAAGGCUGAGCAGCGGCACCAUAUCAAAUCAAAGCAAUUUUAUUUGUAUAGCCCAAUAUUACAAAUUUGCCUCAGUGGGCUUAACAGCAACACAACAGCCUGUCUUUAGACCCUCUCAUCGGAUAAGCAACAACUCCCUAAAAAAAAAAAACCUUUAACAGGGAGAAAAAAUAGGAAGAAACCUCAGCGAGAGCAACAGAGGAGGGAUCUGUCCUAAGACGGACAACGUGCAAUGGAUGUUGUGUUCACGCAGUUUACAUAAAACAACAUUAAAAGAUAACAGAAUUAUAAUGGACAUAACAUGUAUGAAGAACAUGAUGCCAAGCAGUGUCUACAUGCCAACGGAGCAGUCCAGGACCCAAGCCACGCGACCAGCAUCAUCAUGUAAAAAAAAGAAAAA
Molecule: messenger RNA, 3256 nt
Organism: Lampris incognitus (smalleye Pacific opah)
Lineage: Eukaryota; Metazoa; Chordata; Actinopteri; Lampriformes; Lampridae
Gene: hsp90b1
Product: heat shock protein 90, beta (grp94), member 1
Exons: 18
Coding region: 108-2498 (796 amino acids)
Biological process (GO): protein folding
Molecular function (GO): ATP binding; ATP-dependent protein folding chaperone; ATP hydrolysis activity
Source: RefSeq, a predicted model, not a curated record